CGCUGACAACCAUACAAGUCACCGUGUUGCCAUUGGAUAGCAUGGAAUUAAACCUUCUUCAGUGUAUAUGUUUUGUGGCUUGCAGUAUAUAUGUUUUGUGCGGCUUGCUAUAGACCAAAUAAAUCGCUUUGUCAAAUUGAAAUUUGUACGAUUUUCAAAUUAUCAUAAUUUCUUGACCAUGUCUCUUAUUUUUAGAUUAGCAGGUGCUGGAAGCAGAUUGAGCCCCAACAUCGGCUCCCAUUUCAUGAGACACGACAAAAGUGGCCUUAUAUCAUUCAUACGCCCCGUUACGUUAAAAGCGCAGCCUGCACAGCCACCUAAAGAAGAAGGACAUGACGAACGUAACAUGAGACUGAAGAGACCACAGUCUCCACAUUUGACUAUUUAUGCACCACAGCUCACUAGCAUGCUGUCGAUUUCACAUAGGUUGUCAGGUAUGGCACUGUCUGCUUAUGUGAUAGCUUUGGGCAUAGGAGCUAUUGUGCUACCUGAAUCAAUUCCUGAUUAUAUUGAGAAAUUGGAAUGCUUGGAAAUAGGGACAGUGGGCAUAAGUAUUGUCAAGUUCAUGUUAGCAUUCCCUCUUUCCUACCACUUUUGGAAUGGAAUUCGCCAUUUGAUCUGGGACACAGGCAGAUUUUUGACUAUCAAGGAUGUAUACAUUACUGGUUACAUCAUGUUGGCAUUAGCUGUUGCUACAGCAAUUGCUCUGACCAUGAUCUGCAUACCCUCUGAAGAAAAACCCCAGCAACAGUAAAUUACACAAAAUUUAAUUUAAUGGUUUUGUUUGUAAAUAUUUAUUUGAAUAAAAUUCGGUCGUUAUUUUUUUAUGGUAAUAUUUUUUUAUUGCUAGAAAAAGUACAUAGAUAUUUAAAACUAGACAUUUCAGGAUUCACCUCAGGAAUAAAUAUUUUGGUUAACUGUC
Messenger RNA from Acanthoscelides obtectus, 922 nucleotides. The record is from the annotation of a GenBank genome assembly. NCBI's taxonomy places the organism in Eukaryota, Metazoa, Arthropoda, Insecta, Coleoptera, Chrysomelidae.